Lemur catta (Ring-tailed lemur) is the source of this 2881-nucleotide messenger RNA. RefSeq names its product nucleoredoxin (gene NXN). Bases 104 to 1429 code for a protein of 441 amino acids. The record is from RefSeq and is a predicted model, not a curated record. NCBI's taxonomy places the organism in Eukaryota, Metazoa, Chordata, Mammalia, Primates, Lemuridae. The transcript is spliced from 8 exons. Gene Ontology annotation, molecular function: thioredoxin-disulfide reductase (NADPH) activity.
GCCCGCGCCGUGCCGUUGCCGCCGCCUCCGCCCGCCGCGCGGACCGAGGGAGCGGGGUCGCCACCGCCUGCCCGCCCGCGUGCCGGGGCUGCGGUGGGCCAGGAUGUCGGGCUUCCUGGAGGAGCUGCUGGGCGAGAAGCUGGUGACGGGCGGCGGCGAGGAGGUGGACGUGCACUCGCUGGGCGCCCGCGGCAUCUCGCUGCUUGGGCUCUACUUCGGCUGCAGCCUGAGCGCCCCCUGCGCGCAGCUCGGCGCCAGCCUGGCCGCCUUCUACGGCCGCCUGCGGGGGGACGCGGCGGCCGGGCCGGGGGCCGGGGCCGGAGCCGGGCCAGGGCCAGGGGCCGGGGCGGCCGCAGAGCCCGAGCCACGGCGGCGCCUGGAGAUCGUCUUCGUGUCCUCGGACCAGGACCAGCGCCAGUGGCAGGACUUCGUGCGGGACAUGCCGUGGCUGGCGCUGCCCUACAAGGAGAAGCACAGGAAGCUUAAACUUUGGAACAAAUACCGAAUUUCCAACAUUCCAUCACUAAUAUUCCUAGAUGCCACCACUGGGAAGGUCGUGUGCAGGAAUGGGCUGCUGGUGAUCCGAGAUGACCCAGAAGGUCUGGAAUUCCCUUGGGGACCUAAACCCUUCAGGGAAGUCAUUGCAGGGCCCUUGCUUAGAAAUAACGGGCAGUCCCUGGAGAGCAGCAGCCUGGAGGGGUCUCACGUGGGAGUCUAUUUCUCUGCACAUUGGUGUCCACCCUGCCGAAGCCUCACCCGGGUCCUGGUGGAAUCCUACCGGAAGAUCAAGGAGGCAGGCCAGAACUUUGAGAUCAUCUUUGUUAGUGCAGACAGGUCAGAGGAGUCAUUCAAACAGUACUUCAGUGAGAUGCCCUGGCUCGCUGUCCCCUACACUGACGAGGCCCGGCGGUCACGCCUCAACCGGCUGUACGGAAUCCAAGGCAUCCCCACGCUCAUCGUGCUGGACCCGCAGGGCGAGGUGAUCACGCGGCAGGGCCGGGUGGAGGUGCUCAAUGACGAGGACUGCAGGGAGUUCCCCUGGCACCCCAAGCCCGUGCUGGAGCUCUCUGACUCCAACGCUGUGCAGCUCAACGAGGGCCCCUGCCUCGUCCUUUUUGUAGAUUCUGAGGAUGACGGAGAGUCCGAGGCAGCCAAGCAGUUGAUUCAGCCAAUAGCUGAGAAAAUCAUUGCCAAGUACAAAGCCAAAGAGGAAGAGGCGCCACUUCUAUUCUUUGUAGCUGGGGAGGAUGACAUGACUGACUCCCUGCGAGAUUACACCAACCUGCCCGAGGCUGCCCCUUUGCUCACCAUACUGGACAUGUCGGCCCGGGCCAAGUACGUGAUGGACGUGGAGGAGAUCACCCCUGCCAUCGUGGAGGCCUUUGUGAAUGACUUCCUAGCAGAAAAGCUCAAACCAGAGCCCAUCUAGUGGGGCUGCGGCCUCCUGGGACGUUAUUUAAAACUCAGUCUUCUUCUCCCCCUGUUCCUUCCCUCCACCCUUGGACUUUUCCAGCGUGUCCCAAAUCACUCAACCCAGUGUCCAACCUCUCUGUGGUGCCUUGUUUCUGCAUUAACUCCUCAGCCAACACCCCAGGGUGCGCAUCCUCCCAGCAGCAGCAGAACCCACCGUGUUUGGAGACUCUGCUUGGGAUCCCGAGGAUGGUACCACCUGGCCAGAACUGGACUGCGUCACUCUCUCAAAGUCACCAGCUCUUGGUGAAGGACCUGCCAGGGUGUUCUUCAGCAGAGUGAGCGUGAAGGGAUGACGGAUCGGGGCUCUGACUCUGGUGCCAGCACACACACAGAGCCUGGGACAGCCACGCGGCACUGCCCGGUGACACACAGACAUGCAGCUGGAGCAGAGAAGGGGCUGUGGCCUCACUAGGCAUCAGCUUAGAGCCAUUGGUGAGAUUGUCCUUUUCUAAACGAUGUAGUGGUUCUUGGUCUGAGGGGAAAACAGCAGCUUGUCAGUGUGUUCUUGGGCAGGGCAUUCCAAACCUAAAAGGAAGCUUAUGGGGUCUUUUUGGUGAGAAAAACAAGUAGCUAAGGUAAUGGUUCCUAUAGUAACUGCUUACUUUUAUUGGGCUCCUGUGUGAUAUGAGCUCCUCAUUCCUUCCUUGUAUCUCUUUUUUCCUUGAUCUUGACCUUCCCCGAGUUUCUGCUGUUCAUAUGAACAGCUCCCACUAUCUUGGAAUUUUGUUAACGAAUUCUUCCCCUUGGACACCGUCCAAGAAACUCAGCCCUGAGUUCUCAGAGGAGCACGGCCCGGCCAGCACAGACCUCUCACUCAGCCCAGCUCUGUGCCUGAGGCCACUGGACCUCUGCCGAGGUGCCUGUGCCCACCUUUGGUUACCCCUGUCAUUCUCUUUUCUUUUCAAAGCAUAACUAAAAAGAGACAAGAAACUACCAGAAGCCUCACUUUUUCCUAAGAAAUGGCAGAAGGAGCUGUGCCCUGGGGUGAGAGUGAGGACAGAGGGCGUGGAACCCCUCUGCUAAGCCCAGGUAUUAUAGCUUGGCCUCUUAUUUGGACUGAAGUGACCAUAAAAAGGGAAACAAUUGCUCUGUUCUUAGGACCUGGCGUGGAGGGCUUUGGCCGAGGUACUCACGGGGUUUUGUCCUCCUCAGUCAGUCAGGUGUCAGAGUCUUUAAACAGUCCUGGGCCUUACUGCUCAGCACUCAGCGCUCUGCCAAACAAAACCAUUUAUUUGGAAAACCUAGCCCCCCAGUAAGCUGUUGACACUGUUUUUCCUUGCCGAAUUGGAUUGUUGAUUUGUAGUUCGGAGGUACAAAAUAGUUGGUAAUUAGACUGUUAUUUGAUGUUGCCAGCCUGAAAUGCAACCACCUAGUAAGAAAUAAAGCAGGCAUCUCUGGACAUUAUCAA